Molecule: messenger RNA, 9641 nt
Organism: Porites evermanni
Lineage: Eukaryota; Metazoa; Cnidaria; Anthozoa; Scleractinia; Poritidae
Source: the annotation of a GenBank genome assembly
GCCUUUGCCCUUUUCACAUUGAUUGUCUUUGCUGAUGGAGAAACCAGUAAGUUGUAUUUAAUGUGGAUAGUAGCUGUUCCUUUAUAAAGACCUGCCGACAAAAUUGUUUUUUCUGAUUUGUACUUAUAACAUUCCACUGUCUUUAUGCAGACAGUUCUCCACCAUAACUUCUCUUAAUUUAAUAAAUGUUAUUUAUUUAGCCAGGGUUAUCUCUUCAGCAUAAAAUGCUGCUAUCAAUGAGGGCCCUGAAAAAAAAUUUUAAAAAAAAUCUUGCUUAAGGUAUUAGAUCUGCUAUAAACCAUUCCAUUUGAAAAAUUUAUCUCUAAAAUAAAUAUUCCGGGGAAUUGCCGGGAAUUUAAUACAUUUUUCCUCAACAUUUUGUGAAUAAACCUGGCAAGUUUCAGCGUGGUAUUAUCAAUCCUCAUCUUUUUACAUCAAUUGGUUUUCAGUGUGGUAAACGCACCUGCAAAAAUGCCCUUAAUUUUUGUCGCGCUGCGCUGUUUCUUCAUCACAAUCUUGAAUUUUUAUGAGUAAACCGCUGUUCUUAAUGUUUGUUGUGACACUGACCCGAUUGUAGCGCGGAAAGUGGCAAGAAAAUGCGAAAAUCUGAGUUUGAACUCAUUACGUGACUUACUCUCAAUUGAUAUGGCUUCGUAAACAAUGUUUUAGCCUUAGCAACAUGCUAAUUUGCAUAAUAGGUCAUUUAACUGCAGCCUUAUCUGUCACUGACCUUGCAAGGAUCAUAUAUCUAAGAUGUCUCUAGAAAGCUUUUUACGGCCAUAGAAAUGAUUUAGAAAUAUGAAAAUAAUAGUACUUUAUUCGGGGAAGCAGAAUGUAAGUGAAUUUUGUUAUACAGUGGAACCCCGCUAUACGACCACCCCGUUAAUACGACCACCCCGUUAUUGCGACCACUUUUUUGUGGCCCGAACAAAAGCCCACUCAUUUUCUUAUCUGAAAACCCCGUUAAUCCGACCACCCCGUUAUUACAACCAACGACCACCUUUGGGAGUCCUGGGUCGUUAUUUUCUUUAUAAAAUUACCGCGUUAAUACGAACAGUCAAAAUGCUUGGUGGGGCUGCUGAAUGAAAACAGACACAAUCUGGAAAACAAUAACCCAUUACUAAUAUUUUAUUGAAUGUUCUUAGGCAAAGAUGUUAGUGGUUAGCAUGACAUCCGGUAAAUUGUUGUGUGCAGUAAAAUGGAUGCAUGAAUAAACAAUACAAAAGACCUGAAAGACUUCACUUUGCAGCAUUUCGAGGCUCUCAAAGUUAUUUUGCCUUCUUGUUUCUGCCGCCUUCCACUGUGGCUUUUCUCUUCAAGUCCAUUUCCUUCUCUUUUCUCCCAGAACUUUGAACUUUUUAAUAAUUGUGAAAGUGUUGUAAGCAACAAUAUAGAAAACGGCUCUUCGAGACAAAUCACAAGCCCUUUCCUUUCAUAACAAGGAACUGAAAGAAGUCAGUGUUUUUUCGCAUUACUCGGUUUCGUUUACUGUUACAUUGUUCAGUUGCAUUCAAUUGCGGUUGUAAGGUUGUUAAUUAACUGCAAAAAAGGUUGAUUUAUAACGGAUUAAAGGUAUACAUGUAGUAGAAUGUAGUUUAAAAGCAUUUUGCACCAUAAUUUGACCCUACCCUGUAAAUACGACCACCCCGUUAAUACGACCAAAUUUCCAUGGCCCGAAGGUGGUCGUAUUAACGGGGUUCCACUGUAACUUGCCCUGACUUACUUGAAAAUCAUAACAAAUUAUCGCAUGUCGGGUUGUGAAAAUUGCAACGUUUCUGUCAACAACAUAAAGUAUCGCGUCGGAUUUCAGCCCUGUGAUCAUUAAUACUGUAUUUCCAAAAUAGCGCUCCUAGAUACCAACUUUGGCCUUCGUUUUUCCGGCCUCUACUUAACAAAAAUGCUUCGUUUUUGGAAUUUGAGUUCAGGUUGAGAAUACAUUUCAAAUAAGCAAUUUUACAAGCAUGAUCAUUUUCUGACUUUAUAGCAGCUGUUCUAAUACCUUAAGAAUCAUGGUGCAUGAUGUUGCUGGAGGAAACCUCCCCUGGCAGUUGUGCCUCAUUAAGCCUGCAUACCUUUUGGAAGGCUGACUGCCAUUGGUCAAAGGGCCACUUUACUGUGUGGGCCCUCCUCUAAUAAGUCAAUUUUGAGAGCGUCAAGAGGGCCAGCUUCAAGAAGCAUCAUGUUUUUUAGUAGGGGUAGCUGGUUUGAAUUUUAUCCUCUGGAAUAUUUGAAGGGGUAUUGGAAAACAUGUUGAAAGAAUAAUGGGCUUCUUCUCAGCAUGUAUCAGUGCAUUUCUUGGGAAUGGAAGUCAAGUUACCUUGUCCAGAAACUGGGGUUUAAAUGGGAUAUAUAUUGUGGUUAUAGAAGACUUCCCAUUCAACCUUUUUUUUGUAUUUGCAAAUGGUGCUAAUUGUUCAUUCUAAUUAUAUAUAUAACUCUACAUAUGUGUAGUUGGACUUUAGUGGCCCAUUAAUUGCAUAAAUUUUCGAUACAAUACUUCAUUCUUUCCAUUCCAUUUGGGACAAACUCUGUCAUUGAUAUUUUCUGUUUAGUUUCAGAAUGUAAGGGUGAGAAAAUCAGAAUGAACAAGACAGUCUCUAUUUCAUCACCUGGUUAUCCGGAUGUCACAUCAUCUGGUCUAGAGUGCACUUGGAUGGUAGAAAGCACAAAGGGAAAAUCUGUCCUCGUAAAAAGCAUUAGCCUUAGUUUUGGAUCUGACAUUCAGGAUGAAUGUGAUAAAGGAAUGCUUGAAAUUUUUGAUGGCUGUGACAAAAAACGCUUUUUAGUGGAGAAGAUUUGUAAUCGUAGAGCAGAAUAUGAUCAGAAAGAAGACUUGUGGGUUUCAUCUGGAUCAUGCAUCACCAUCAAGUUUUCAUCAGGAUCAGGAAACAAAUAUAACUUUCGACUGAGUGUUGUUGAAACAGAGGGUAAGAUAAAAUACAAAACAUUGUACACUUGACUGAGAUUUACCUGUAUUUUGGAACAAAAAUUUACUACUAGUUGGUGGGGUGCAUAUAAAUAAAGAAAAAAGCCUCUUAUUGACUUAAUUUAUGUAUUGGCCGUGCCUGGGUGCAUGCUCAAGAGAACUUGAGAAACUUGAGCUGUAGUUGCCCUCAGUUACCUUCUUGUUACUUUUACAUGCCUAGCUAGUUUCAAAGUUUGCUCACCAACUUCUGACAUGCAUCCACCACUCAAUAUUACAUGCUGCAGCAUUUAUCAUUGGUACAAAAUGUAAAUUUGUUAAUUCCAUAGCCUUUGUAGUAUGACAGUGAUUCCAUUGUAGAGUCAUAGACAACCGCACAUGUAGAGUCUCCUUCAGGAAAAAAGCUUAGUGCAAAAAAUAUGGUACAUGUGGAAGUAGAAGCAUGGAGAGAAAAAGGACUACACUGUAAACUAAUAAACCUCAAGCUUUCCCUUCUUCUUUUUUCUUCAUUAAUUUCUCCAAACUGUACAUUACAUUCUUCAGGGAUUUUACCUGUGACCCUCUCUUCUUUUUCUUUCAGAACCUUGUGGAGAUAUUUUACACCACACAAACAAGAAUCAAACUUUUGUAGGAUCUCUAAUGUCUACUCCCAGAGGUCCAAACAAGUGUGUUUGGAUUAUCUCAGUGCCCAGAGGAAAAAUUGAGCUUGUGUUUAAAGACAAAUUUCUAGUGACAAGCCAUGGGAAAAACUGCAAGGAUGAUUUUGUACAAGUUCAAGAUGGGAAAUUUAGGUAAGCUGACGAAACUAACAUUAAAGUGUGAAAAACCAAAGAUAAAUGUAUAGUACAUUGAGAAGAACUGGAUGAGGCUCCCUUCUGAGCCCAGUUCUUAUGUAGGUGACUUGAGUAUCAAAUUUUAAUGUGGAACAGAUUUUGUGUAAACAGAAAAUAUCAGGCAAUCAGCCAAUAUGAAUAUCAAUGCAGAAUAAAUUACGACUGGGAAAAAUAGAAACUAAAAUGUGACUGCACCCGAAGGAGGAGGUUGCCAAGAAUAAGGCUCUGUUUCUAACUCUUGAUCUUAUUUUAAAUUCCCUCCUUAUUUUACAAGAAAUACGUGGCAAUUUGAAAAGAGAAUCUAUUAGAGUAUGACCAUUCUGCUCUGAAUCUACUGGUUCUAUUUAUUGAACGUGUAAGUUAUACAUCAUUUUCUUAAUUAAAUAUGACUACCGUUUUGCCACCUCUAUAACCUUAUAUUACUAUGAAACAUUUCCGGCAUGUUUAGUUGUCCACUGUAAGUUUUUGUUACAUUGUUGGCUUAAUGACCAGCAAUUACCAGCAUACAGAAUUCGUUCAUUAGCGUGGCAUCCAAGGAAAGAGAUGUCUUCUCUCACCUGCAACAUUAAGCCACUUUUUGGACAUCUGAAAACACUAAGUCUUGUUAUUCUUUAGAGUAAACUUCCUUUCUUGACUUUUAUUACCAGUAUCUCACCUUUGCUUGGGACAUUUUGUGGAACUGCAAGGCCAUAUCCAGUGUAUUCAACAGGCCAAUAUCUUCGAGUCACAUUACAAGGAAGUAGUAGUGGCAUGAACUUAAAGCAUUCCUUUACAGCACAAUUUAAUGUAAUAGACAGUAAACCAACACCACGGACAGGUAAGCCAGCAUCCUUUGGACUCCAGUUUUGAGUGAAAAUUACUUUUAAUUUGGCUUUUGUUCAUGUAUAAGAUAAUUCCACUCUCUCAGUGACCUGAAUUCACCCCCCUUCCCCUCCCCCUCACCAGUCUAGAAAUGGACAUGCUGCCAGAUGCCUGGUGAAGUAAGGCAGAAAUGUAUUUCGAGGCUUUAGUUGAAAAACAAUUCCACCAAUAUGAUUAAUUAUCAAAUGUAAAAUCAUUGAUCAACUAAUAAUAUUCCGCUUAAUACAUGGCCACAAGAUCAUGGAAACAUGAGGUAGUAAGCACACCCUCUCUCCAUAUUCAUUUUUAUAGAAAUAUAUAAGUUCUAACCCACAAAAAAGUCACGGCCCUCUUCCCCACGAACCUCCCCUCAACUCCCCCCUUCCUAACUUUACCUGUUAAAUCCGCCCAUUCGAAAAUAAACUUCUUUAUUGGUCCGUAACCAUGUUUGUUUUCUUAAUUUUAGAAGCUUUUUGUAGCGCUGAUGGCAUUGCAUUGAAUCCAAAAGGCGGAUCAUUUCGUACACCCCGCUAUCUGGAUCAAUAUCCUGCCAGUUUACAUUGUACUUGGAUGAUAAAUGCAGACAAAAAUCAUCAGAUUGUUCUUAAAUUUCGGUAAGAGUCGUGUACAGUAUAAUACACAAGCAUCUUCUGUGUUUGAAAUUGUCCUUCAUGUGCAAUUUACUGAUAUGUUCUCAAGGGUUUUCAUCCAAGCGAGAAAGCAUUAUGCAUUCACUCCCUGUGCACUGGCUACCACGCGCUUUCGUUCGUGUUUUGACAAAAAACUUAGUGACUUCUGUGGCAACUAGUUGAUCUGAGUCCUUUUAUUCCCUUUCCGUUUUUUACAGGGACUUUGACGUUGAAGGCGAUUCCCAGGACUGCCCUGAUGAUUCGGAUUUUACUGAAGUAUAUAACGGUAUCGCCAGCUGGUCCAAAAUUAUUGGCCGGUAUUGUGGCAGUGUUAUUCCGCCAGCCAUCACUUCCGACAGCAACAAGCUGCGAAUAGAGUUCCAUUCCAACACUCAGUAUGCUGGGAGAGGCUUUGAUGCAAUGUAUUCACUGAAAGCAAUCGGCGAACGAGGUAUUUAUGUGUGCUAUUAUUAUUAUUAAUUUUUUAUUUUUUUGCACUUUCACUCGGUAGAUUUCGAAAUUUUAGUUUUGCUUUGUUGUUUUAUCGUUUUUGUUUUUGACGGGUAGACUGAUGAUCAACCCUCAACCGAGUUAUGAGCGAGGUAGAAAAAGUUUAGUAUUCUACAAACUGUUUCACGAGGAUUUUACGUUUUUUCAAAACAGGUGUCAAACCCCUUAAUUAAAAGGCUACCUAGAAGCUUUUUGGAUUUCCUAACAAUCAAAGAUGAAAUAGUGUAAUGUUACGCAAGGCUUUUAUCGGUCGGCGUCCGAGUUUGAGUGACGUUUUGUAUAGAUGUCAUUAUUUGGCAGGUUUUCCAACUUGCAUGUAACUAGCUACAUGUGUAGUUGCUGAUAAACAUUUUUUCUUUUCUUUUCACUUUUGGAAUGACAGUAGAUUACCUAGACUUUUAAAACGUUCUUCGUCCGAGUCUAUACAUUAUUGUCAUGGUGCUGUUCUUUCCAAUUUCCGGCCAAGACGAAGGAAAAAAAUCUAUCUGUUUCAAGCUAAAUCUUUUUUUUUAGAGAGUUCACAAAAAGGAUUAUGAAUUAGAAUAGAAGGGGGCACCCGGAUUUGAACCAGGGACCUCUCGAUCUGCAGUCGAAUGCUCUACCACUGAGCUAUACCCCCCUUGGCUUUAUGUUUUGGCAAAUUUUAGAAUAAAGUGGAAAAGAAUGACGUUACCUGUCCUGGGGUGGAGGGGAGGUUCUUGGUUUUUGCAGUUUUUUUUAUGCGCAGGUCAAUAAAUUCUCCAUUUGCGGAUUGGGUUUAUACCUUAAUUUUAAACAUAAUUAUAAAAAUUAUAAUUGUCAUAUUUAUAAAAGUUUUAAUUAUAAUAUUAUUACCUUUUCAUUUGCGUUUGAUGGAAUUUUAUUAAUUUUCCUGUUUUUGUCAGCAAGUUUUAUUUGCUUGAUUUUGUAUUUUCACUGAAACGGGGUAAUAAAAAAGAACAGCAAAUAAAAUCAAAGACAAGAAAAGGAGACGAUGAAUGGAAAAAAAAGAGAUCUUCACAAGGGGGCACCCGGAGUUGAACCAGGGACCUCUCGAUCUGCAGUCGAAUGCUCUACCACUGAGCUAUACCCCCUUGCACUGAUUGAUAAGUGAAUUAAAAUUAUAUGUACGUCGCCCGGAUACCAUUUGAUUUGUUCUUUCACCAUAGAUACGAUAUUCAUUUGAAAAUAUGUUGCUCUUUUUCAGUGUUCUUAGUCAGUGUUUUUUAUUGUUUAUUAUUUGAAAAAUCGAACAGUUUUUGGGAGUCCAUAACAAUAAGCGUUGUUGAUUUGAUCGUUUACAUUCGAGUUUUGCGAUGAAAAGGAAUAUGUGGAACUGAAAGCGAAUGUUUGUUGUUUUUUCGUUAACCUUUGGCCUUGGCUAGGCCCUGUUAAAACUUCGAAUUUUUCCUCCAUGGGACUGUGGAGCGACUUUGUUUCAAACGUCGAACCGAAUACAUAAAUUACUAUACUUUAUUUUGACUGGUAAGCAUUGUAGAUCACUGCACAUCGUAAAAAUGAAUUGAGUGCGACCAAGUAUUUUCGACGUCUGAAUCAUCCGUCGAACUUCUAUCAUUUGGGUCAACCCAAAUAGGUAUUAAGUUCGGUACAUCAAGAGUUCGACAUUUGAACUGGACCUUUUUUGUGUUAUUUAUCACCAACUCGUGGAGAGCGAGACCAUAUACUAGGUUCAUAUUUGUCACUCGUCCUGCAUACUUCUAGGAUCAGCAAUGUCGAUGUCGCACUGUGUGAUGAAAGAAAUGAAAGAUGGUAAAUGUUAAGCUUGGUGAAACAAAUGUGAAAAUGAUCAUAGUAGUAUGCAGGACGCGUUUGAAAUAUGAACCUAGUAUAUGGCCUCUCUCUCCAUUAAUUCUCCCUAGCUCAAGUGGAUAGAGCGCCCGCCCAGUGUUUGGGAGGUCAUAGGUUGCAAUCCUGUCGGGGACUUAGCUUUUUUCUUUGUCCCACGCUCGUGGCAUGCUGAUCAUUUCAUUUUCACAUCUUUUUCACCGAGCUUAAAAUUAACCAUCUUUCAUUUCUUGCAUUAGGUAAAGUAUAAUUAUGCCACCUAGUUCUCAUCUACCGUGUUCUCUGGGGACAUAAAAGGUCGCUCAAGGCAGUAAUGGUGGAAGUGAUCCUUUCCACUUUAGUGCAUUACCACCAAGCAUCCAAGAGGGGAUUUGGUUGCUAGACCUGUAUUAUUCCAGGUGGCUUAUAUGGUCACCAUUGUUCUCAUUACCUUAAGGUGAUUCCCUAGUUUUGCACUGCGCAUCUCUUACUGCGCAUAACAAGAUGGCCACCGUAAAAAAGAGCAUGUGAAGUAAUAUUAUUAAAAUGAAGUUGACUGAAGAGAAACGCUGUUGGAAUUUUUGCUUGCUGUUGUUUCUUGCCGAGGUGAGACUCAAUGUGUUGCGAAUGUGCAUAACGUAAGCAGUACGCGUGUUGCUGAGUUCGACCUCCUCUCGGAGAACCGCGAUAGUGGUUGUUUAACUUGUGCUUACUCACUUUGAUUUUCAUUUAAACACUUUCUUUAUCACAUUGUGUCCUAAAUGUGAUAUCUCGAUGUAAAUUCUGUAAAAACGGACUUUUUAAUACUUUCUUCCCCUUUUCACAUACAUUCUAUUUUGAAACUCGCCUUAGUCCUCUCUCAAAAAUCGGAGAAAAUGCGUUUGGUGCGCACUUUCUGCAGCUCUACCGCAAAAACGAGUACGGUGACCCCCAUUUUUUAUUUCAUGAUUUUAAUAAGGACAGUGCUUCCUUUCGAUGAGAAAAAAAUUGGCACAAAUCUAUGUUCAGUUUUUUGGCAAUUUUACUAAAUUGUACGGAUUGAGCCAUCACGGGUCGAAAAGCGCGCGUCCAAUUUAAUUCUACUUUGGAGCGUNAGUUUGUAUAUAGUUCAGGUAUAGUAGUUUGUAUAUAGUUCAGGUAUAGCCAUUUGUAUAUAGUACAGGUAUAACCGUUUUUUUAUAGUUCAGGUAUAGCCAUUUGUAUAAAUGGUUAACAAUUAUUCCUUGAGCCCGAAUGGGCUCUGAGUCAAUAGCCCAUGAGGCCGAAGGCCGAAUGGGCUAUUGACUCAGAGCCCAUAAGGGCGAGAGGAAUAAUUGUUUUAGUAAAAUCCAACCAGUUGGUCAAAAAUAUCGCGAAUAAAAAAAUUUUAGCUAGUUAAAGCUAGACUUUAAUCCUUUUUUGCCGCCAAAAAGCGUGCGCUUUUCGCUACUAUGGGGUAUAUCAUAUAGCCUAGUAGUAGCUCAACCAAUCAGAAUGCAGCAUUGAUAAUAGACCACUAGCUGGAUUUUACUAAUACAGGUAUAGCCGUUUGUAUAUAGUUCAGGUAUAGCCAUUUGUAUAUAACUCGGGCUCCCGCCCUCCCCCACGAGUUAACCGUGUUGAUAAACAAACGGAACAGAUCAACAAAAUAAUACUGCCCGCUAUGACUAUUUCAGGUGAAAGGGGAAUGAGGCCUAUUUCUACCUGACCCAUUUUUUCUUACCUUUCUUAGUCAUGGCCUCUCCGGAUCUUUUCCCUUCAAAUGCACGCCAGCAGUCACGUGUUUACGCUGGAGUGCCGCAUCUACAUCGUGAAAUAAGCCACUUACUAGGGGACCAUGAGUCGGACGACGAAGACCUUCCACCUUACCCUGGACUUCCUAAUAGAGAUGGGGUUGUAGAAUUUUGCUUUGGUGAACCGUCAAGGAGGAACUCUAAGGAACGUCACGUGUCAGAAUCGGAGCAACCCACGUGCCAGGUCUCCGCUGUCUGGUAUCGUCGCGGGCCGACAAAUGCCUUGUCGUCGCCAAAUGUUCGGGAACUGGAGGCAGCUUCGGAAAAUCAAGCAACGACUUUCACUCUGGAGCGACAAACCCUGAAAGAAUCUUCAAGGCCUAAUGUGCAGAGACAGGACACCACCAGUAGUUUUGUGACAGACGUGUAA